AUGAAUAAAUUUAAACGUCAGCUUAGACUGGAUCAUGAUGAUGAUGAUGAUGAUGAUGAUGAUGAUGAUGAUGAUGAUGAUGAUGAUGAUGAUGAUGAUGAUGAUGAUGAUGAUGAUGAUGAUGAUGAUGAUGAUGAUGAUGAUGAUGAUGAUGAUGAUGAUGAUGAUGAUGAUGAUGAUGAUGAUGAUGAUGAUGAUGAUGAUGAUGAUGAUGAUGAUGAUGAUGAUGAUGAUGAUGAUGAUGAUGAUGAUGAUGAUGAUGAUGAUGAUGAUGAUGAUGAUGAUGAUGAUGAUGAUGAUGAUGAUGAUGAUGAUGAUGAUGAUGAUGAUGAUGAUGAUGAUGAUGAUGAUGAUGAUGAUGAUGAUGAUGAUGAUGAUGAUGAUGAUGAUGAUGAUGAUGAUGAUGAUGAUGAUGAUGAUGAUGAUGAUGAUGAUGAUGAUGAUGAUGAUGAUGAUGAUGAUGAUGAUGAUGAUGAUGAUGAUGAUGAUGAUGAUGAUGAUGAUGAUGAUGAUGAUGAUGAUGAUGAUGAUGAUGAUGAUGAUGAUGAUGAUGAUGAUGAUGAUGAUGAUGAUGAUGAUGAUGAUGAUGAUGAUGAUGAUGAUGAUGAUGAUGAUGAUGAUGAUGAUGAUGAUGAUGAUGAUGAUGAUGAUGAUGAUGAUGAUGAUGAUGAUGAUGAUGAUGAUGAUGAUGAUGAUGAUGAUGAUGAUGAUGAUGAUGAUGAUGAUGAUGAUGAUGAUGAUGAUGAUGAUGAUGAUGAUGAUGAUGAUGAUGAUGAUGAUGAUGAUGAUGAUGAUGAUGAUGAUGAUGAUGAUGAUGAUGAUGAUGAUGAUGAUGAUGAUGAUGAUGAUGAUGAUGAUGAUGAUGAUGAUGAUGAUGAUGAUGAUGAUGAUGAUGAUGAUGAUGAUGAUGAUGAUGAUGAUGAUGAUGAUGAUUAA
Messenger RNA from Schistosoma guineensis, 936 nucleotides. Lineage: Eukaryota; Metazoa; Platyhelminthes; Trematoda; Strigeidida; Schistosomatidae. The record is from the annotation of a GenBank genome assembly.